Diaporthe batatas is the source of this 1725-nucleotide messenger RNA. RefSeq lists its product as uncharacterized. Bases 1 to 1725 code for a protein of 574 amino acids. Gene Ontology annotation, biological process: protein polyubiquitination; ubiquitin-dependent protein catabolic process; positive regulation of proteasomal ubiquitin-dependent protein catabolic process. The transcript has 2 exons. The record is from RefSeq and is a predicted model, not a curated record. Gene Ontology annotation, molecular function: ubiquitin protein ligase activity; ubiquitin conjugating enzyme binding; zinc ion binding. NCBI's taxonomy places the organism in Eukaryota, Fungi, Ascomycota, Sordariomycetes, Diaporthales, Diaporthaceae. Gene Ontology annotation, cellular component: cytoplasm; ubiquitin ligase complex.
AUGUCUUACAACGACGGGAAGCAGCUGCUGGUGUUUGGGCUCAGCUAUGGCCAGCACGACAACCGCAGGAUGCAGCAGCUCCUCCGACACUACGGAAGGCUCCCCGACAACCCAGGCGAUAGAGCCAACCUGUUUAUCCAGCUCAACAACCUUGCCAACGAGCUGAUGGCCUACGAGGCUGCACAGGGCGAGAUCGCACAGCUGACGGAGUGGAUGACAAAAGGUGGCGACUUUCCCUUGGGUGGUGCACCACCACCACCACCACCACCACCAGCUCAAGGCACUGGCACAGGGACUGGCACUGUUUCACCAUAUACACCCACUCGCCAAGGUUUUGCCCUCGACGGCAGCAGUCCACCCUUCUUCCCCAGACCUCGUCAUUAUGGCCCAGGUCAAACCCUUGGUGGACAACAACCCCCUUCGACCCAGGCAAGACUACCUGCCGCCCCAUAUGCAACAACUCCUAUGAUGCAUGGAAUUCCUGUGAUACAUGGAACUCCUGGCCCAUAUGGACACCCUCGAAUUCCUGGCCCAUAUGGACUCCCUCCUCAACAUGUACUCCCUCCCCAACAUGUACUUCCUCCGCAACAUGAACUUGUUACCACAUCCGGGAACCCUUUCACAGACUCUUUUGCUAUUCUGGGGUGGCCAACUGUGUUUUAUGGACCUGGUCACACCGUGAAUUACCCUCAGGAUGACUCCAGCCCGUUUGCUUCUGUCGAUGAGGUCGGCGCCUUUCGACCACCUGAUGCUGGCCCAGAAAUCGAGUGCGCCAUCUGCCUCGAGCACUAUCCUAUAUCCAAGUUUCCAAGCGACCUUAGCAUUACUGAUCGCUGCGAUCACCCUGAAACGGCCUGUCUGGACUGUCUCAACUCGUCCAUCAAAGCCAGCCUCGAACGUAGAGGCCUUCAUUUUAUCACCUGCCCCUUCUGCGACCUGAAACUUGGCCCAUGGCACAUCAGGGAGUACGCCAGCCCUGAAGUCUACAAGCGAUACAAAUACCUGGAGGAGCAGUCCGAGAUCCCACGCCACUACAUCUCCUGCACAAAUCCCGCGUGCGGCGAGAGUCAGCCACAUGAGAGCGAUGACCCCAUGAUGAUCUGCAGUCGCUGCGACUUUGCCACCUGCGCAAACCACCGGCGCCCCUGGCACAAGGGCCGGACCUGCAAGGAGUUUGACCAGGAAGAUGCGCAGGUCGAACGCCUGGAGGAGGAGGAAGCCACAGCGAGACUGCUAUCCAGCGAGUCUGUUGGGAUCUGCCCCAAGUGCGGCCAGGGUGUGACCAAGUCGGACGGGUGUGAUCACAUGGUAUGCGAGUGUGGGAAAGAGUGGUGCUACGUUUGCUCCUGCGAGUACGAAUACAUAAUGCGCAUGGGCAGCUUUGCACACAGGACGUUCUGCACCCACCACCCCAACAGGUUCGACAUCACCAAGGAGCAGCAGGAGGAGCAGCAGGAGGCCGCAAGCAACCGCAUCAUGGGCCUCGUCCACGGCGGGGAGAUCAGCGCCGAGCUCACCCAGGCACGCGAGGCCCUGCGCCGCCGCCGUAACGAGAAGAUGCGUGCCAAGGCUGCCGAGGCCGUCGAGGCUAGGAGGCGGGUCCAGGAGGAGGAGGAGGAGGAGGCAGAUGGCGACGCGGCUAGACCUAAGGAGAAGAAGAGCCGCAAGGUGAAGCUUGUUGCAGCCUGGGAGGAGGGUGGCCGGAACAAGAAGGCUUUCCGAUAA